AAGGAGAUCCUUUCACUAAAAUAUUCUUCUGGCCGAGGUCCAAAUAGGGUGUUCCCAUCAGUGUGCCACCUAACAUUAGGUGUUGCCAUCAGAGUUCAACUUUACAUCAAGUAUUCCCAUCACAUCAGGUGUGCCCAUCAGAGUGCUCCUUUACAUCAGUUGUCCCCAUCAGAGUGCCUCUUUACAUCAGGUAUUCCCAUCACAUUGCCACCUUACAUCAGGUAUUCCCGUCAGAUACCCCUUUCUAUCAAAUUUCCCUAUCAGAGUGCCCCUUUACAUCAUAUUCUUCAACAGAGUGCCCCUUUCCAUCACAUGUGCCCAUCAGAGUGUCCCUUUCCACAGUAUGUGCCCAUUUGUGCCCCCUUAAUAUAAAAUGUGCCCGUCAGAGUUUCCCUUAACAUAA
This is a messenger RNA of Staurois parvus, 403 nucleotides long. The record is from the annotation of a GenBank genome assembly. Lineage: Eukaryota; Metazoa; Chordata; Amphibia; Anura; Ranidae.